Molecule: messenger RNA, 690 nt
Organism: Recurvomyces mirabilis
Lineage: Eukaryota; Fungi; Ascomycota; Dothideomycetes; Mycosphaerellales; Teratosphaeriaceae
Exons: 2
Coding region: 1-690 (229 amino acids)
Source: RefSeq, a predicted model, not a curated record
AUGGAGGUCGUCGUCCUCCGCCGGUCAGGAGGCGCUUUUGUGGAGAACAUGACACGCAGCCGGACCAAAGAAGUCCCCGCCUCAUCACUUCAGUCGCCACGUGCGACCAUCACCCAGCACACCCUAACCCGGCGCACCUCCGGCGGUGUGACUGAGAUUGUCGGCCUAGGUGGCAACAGACCUAACUUGCCUUUACGCGCCAACCCGGAGACGCCAUUACGCUCCCGCAGGAGGUCCGGCCGCAACACCAGGGCCGCGAUAGCAGAGCAAGUAGAUGAGUCGGAUUUAGAGUAUAUCGACAUCGAUACACUGAGUAUGGAUAGCGAAUCCGACAGCGCCAUUUCUAGUGACACCUUUAUGGCUCGUCGACUCUUCCCGGGCCCACUUCCUCGUGUGCUAGCAGGUCGAGGCCGCGCGUCGGGUGCGUUCCUAGAGGAGGCCUUGCAGCCUCGCAUCCAGCCAGCUUCUCCUACCACCAUUACUGGUCGUGAGUUUGCUACUUCGCGUCGCCCCCGCGCGCGCACCGCCACCACUCCUUCUCGUCUACCUACCACUCCGGCUGUCACCUCUAGCAACAAGCGCAAGAGCAGUGGUAGGGCUGCAGAAUCGUCUACGAAGCGCACGCGCUUCGUAGAGCAGGACUCUAGUGACGAGGAUAUAGACAAGAUGUCCUUUAACAAGGUCCUCUAA